AGAACUCUGUCGUAAAUGCCACAUUAAGCUCUUUGUCUCCCAGCCAGGGCUGAAAUCACUCUGGAAAAAACACGAGGAACAAACACAUCUGCAUUUUUUUCUGCUGCCUUUUAAAGCAGGCUUGGAUCCUUCCUGUUUCUCUUUUGGCGUCUGUCAUUUGCACACGGAUCGUGUGUGUGCGUGUGUCUUUGAGCAGAGACUCCGUCUACAUGGGAAAUGGGAAGGUGUAGCUGGAGCUUUUCCAAGAAGCAAGAGUAGCAUGCUGCUUCCGUGCUCCAGUCAGAAGAGAGCAGCAGGGCAUGGUCUCAGUCAGCCACUAAACAGAGGGACACACACAUACACAUAUAAACACACACACACACACAGACACAUGUGUUGGCUCUAUCUCUGCCGGCCUGAGCCCAAAACCACAGGAGAACAAUUCUGUGUAUGUACACUGGAGGACAAAGCAACAGAUGCAUCUGCAAGCCUGGAAGCAUUAGGAGUUGUACAAACAUAUAAAACCCCAACAUGCUGGAGAACCGCAAGACCACACGACUUCAAGUUUGACUAUCUCAGACCUUCUCAUCUUUCCCUUCGGUAAUGGCAAGAAUGAAGAGGGACCGGUUCUUGGUGGCUGUCACUUUCAUCGUCCUCCUAACCCUUGAUGUCUACUUCGUUCUGCUUCCCAGGCUGAGAUCUUGGUAUGACUUGUCCAGGGUUGGCUGUAACUGCAACGGCAGCACUGAACAGGUUUCUCAGAAAACGACCAAGACAAAGAGUUUCAGCCUUAUCUCUCAAGAAGAAUCGAAGCUAAAUAGGCUUUUUGACCAUCCAUUGUAUAAUAUACGUCUUCCAGAGCUAACGGCGGAUGAGAAAUUGCUGGACGAACAGGAGCUCAUGGAUUAUUACAGGAGGAAAGUGGCACGCUGGGAGAGACAGCAGAAGUUCUUCCUUGAGGCUGCAGCAGCAUCAAACAUCUCGCUGCUCGAGCAGCCUGUAAACUUCGAUCCCGAUGCAAACUGGCUGAAAUUCCAUUUGGGGAUCAACCGUUACGCUCUGUACUCCAGAGAUGACCAAAGCAUUGAGAACCUGCUUAAGGACAUGCGGCGAGCCCCCAUCAUUGGAGCAGAUUACACUCAAGAUGAAAAGGCCUUGAAGGGAGCAUGUGACUGCUCACAAGUGGUUAAGCCAAGUGGCCAUCACUUGAAACUUGCACUGAAAUUCCAAGAUUUUGGGAAAGCAAUGUUUAAACCUAUGAGACAGGAACGCCAUGAACAGACUCCUGAAGACUUCUUUUAUUUCGUUGACUUCCAGAGACACAAUGCAGAAAUUGCCUCGUUCCACCUGGACAGAGUUCUUGAUUUCCGGAGAGUUCCUCCUGUAGUUGGGAGACUCGUUAAUGUCACAGGCGAGGUUUUGUACACCACAUACAAUGAGGAACUCCGUAGUGUCUUCUUCACCUCGCCAGCAAACAACACAUGCUUCUUUGCUAAGUGCCUGUAUGUGUGUAAGACGGAAUAUGCAGUGUGUGGCAACCCAGACCUUUUGGAAGGAUCCAUGUCGGCCUACCUGCCUGGACUAAGUGUAGCACCUCGCAUUUCCAUCCCUAACCCCUGGAUCCGCUCUUAUACCUUCACUGGAAAAGAGGAAUGGGAAGUAAAUCCAUCAUACUGUGACACCGUCAAGAAACUCUACCCUUACAGCUCUGGAAACAGACUACUGAAUAUCAUUGACAUGGCCAUAUUUGACUUCCUUAUAGGAAACAUGGACCGGCACCACUAUGAAAUUUUCACCAAGUUUGGUGAUGAAGGUUUUUUGCUGCACCUUGACAAUGCUAGAGGGUUUGGAAAGCACUCCUAUGAUGAAAUAUCAAUUCUGGCACCACUGACUCAAUGCUGCAUGAUCAAGCGCUCUACAUUCCUGAGGCUGCAGCUGCUCCUGCAACCCGAGUACCGCCUUAGUGAUGUGAUUAGAGAAUCUCUGGCUCGAGAUCCACUCCGACCCAUUCUGACCGAGCUCCACUUGCAGGCUCUCGAUCGGAGACUGGAGCGUGUGGUCAGGUCUGUGAGCAGAUGUGUGAAAAAGCUUGGGGAAGCCAAGGUGGUGGUCACGGACUUCGUAGAGGCAUCGGGUGCGGCUAAGGAGAGAAACCAACAGGAAAGCAGGUGAUGGAUGCUGACGUGGGAUGACAAAAUGAAGGGAAAAUGGCAACUUUGUGGAGGUUUCCUCUAGUGGUACACGGAAAGGCCAGGAUGCAGAUAUUUGUGAAAAGGAACAGAGGGAUCAAACCAAAGUAUGUUGGAAGAAAAACACUGGAUUACUGACGCAUGGAUGUACCUAAUGAUUGCCCAAGCAAGAUAUUUUGAACAUUGUUGUCUGUGGGGAAGAGUGUGUAUUUUUUUAGAUGUCUUAAACCAAGAAAAAACUUUACUGUAGGCGAGUUGUUUUCAAAAAAUCGCUAGACGACAUCAUGUUCCUGAGAAGCAGCCAUGGGAUUUGUGGUGUACUUUUCGAUUCAAUUUUAAUUUAAUAUAUUUUUAUUUGUAAAGCACUUUUAACAAUGUUCAUUGUCUCAAUGCAGCUUUACACAUAUGACUCUUUAAUAAAGAAUGAAUAAGACUGUUCUUUAUAACUGCAUGUCCCUAAUGAGU
Molecule: messenger RNA, 2633 nt
Organism: Silurus meridionalis
Lineage: Eukaryota; Metazoa; Chordata; Actinopteri; Siluriformes; Siluridae
Gene: fam20a
Product: FAM20A golgi associated secretory pathway pseudokinase
Exons: 11
Coding region: 583-2151 (522 amino acids)
Cellular component (GO): Golgi apparatus
Molecular function (GO): protein serine/threonine kinase activator activity
Source: RefSeq, a predicted model, not a curated record